GGUGGGGCAGCCGGGGAAGGGGGGGACCCGCGUGCUGGUGAGGGCCUCCCGCGGCCAGGAGCGCUAGAGGAAGGACCGGCAGAGCCCCUGACAGGUGUCUCCGCCGUAAGUGCCCUUACGCAGUCACUCGAGGACUGACAGACUUUGCAUUUGUUAUUGCUGCUGCUGCUGCUGCGAUCUUCAAAGAUGAUGUUGGCAGAGCAAGCCCAGAAGUGGUUCCCAACUCACGUGCAAGUUACGGUCCUUCAAGCCAAAGGUCUGAAGCCAAAAGGUAAAAAUGGCAGCAACGAUGCCUACACCAUCAUACAGCUGGGCAAGGAGAAGUACUCCACCUCGGUGGCCGAGAAGACGCUGGAUCCCAUCUGGAAAGAAGAGGCCUCAUUCGAGCUCCCUGGACUACUCAUGCAGGAGAAUCCAGAAAAAUACAUCCUGUACCUUAUUGUCAUGCACAGGUCGCUGGUGGGGCUGGACAGGUUUUUGGGACAGGUGGCCAUAAGUCUGAACGAUAUAUUUGAAGACAAGCAAAGGCGGAAAACAGAGUGGUUUCCCCUAGAAUCAAGACAAGGGAAGAGAACUAAAGACAGAGGAGAAAUAAAUGUCAAUAUUCAGUUUAUGAGGAAUAACAUGACAGCAAGUAUGUUUGAUUUGUCAAUGAAGGACAAAACCAAAUCCCCAUUUGCUAAACUAAAAGACAAAAUGAAGGGUCGGAAAAACGAUGGGACGUUUUCAGAUACAUCCUCUGCAAUCAUCCCGAGCACUCACAUACCUGAUACAAAUCUAGAGGUGUGUAGUGGUGAAGUGCAAAUGAAAUCCAAACCAAAAAAACCUUUCCUCUUGGGACCUCAGCGGCUGUCCUCAGCUCACUCCAUGUCAGAUCUAACAGGACCACACGUCUCCUCGGAGAAAAUGAAAUCCAGCACUGUUGGCUACACCCAUCUCUUCAGGCGUCAGCUGGAGUCCUUUGGUUCCGUUGAUGAAGGGGGGAGUCUAAAAUCUCCACACAGAAGGACAUUAAGUGUUGAUACUUCUAAAAUGAGCCAACUUGACAGCACAGUUGAUGAAACUGCACUUGAAGCACAAAAUGACCCAUUUAAUGUGAGUGCUUCGUUACCCCAAAAAUUUGCUACACUGCCAAGACAGAAGAAUCCAUUUGAAGAAAGCCCAGCAACGUGGGAUCAAAACAUAAGUCUGUUUUCCAAACCUGUCGAGAUCAGAAAAGAAAUUAAAAAAGAGAAAAAAGAGAAAGUUAGUCUUUUUGAAAGAGUGACUGGAAAAAAAGAUAGCAAGAGGUCAGAUAAACUUAGCAAUGGGGGAUCAGAGAGUUCUACUGACUUGAAAUCACCGAGUGCGUUUGGGGAAGCUCAUCAGGAGAGUUUUGAUUAUGAUUCGACUAAUCCGUUUAUGGCAAACUUCAAGCCUACAAGCAUGUUGCCAUCUUCAAGUUUUAAUGUGAAUCCUUCUGGCAUUGAGGAUCUCAGGAAAAAAACGGAAGGAAAUCCUUUUGAUGCCACUGCAGGAUACCGAAACCUGACUUAUGAGGAGGUUCUGCAGGAGCUGGUGAAACACAAAGAGCAGCUCAAGAAGAAGGACACGCACAUUCGUGAGCUCGAGGAUUACAUUGACAAUCUUCUGGUUCGAGUGAUGGAGGAAACCCCCAGUAUUCUCAGAGUGCCAUAUGAACCUUCUCGGAAAGCUGGCAAAUUUUCCAAAAGCUGAGACAGCGGUACUCGAGGGUACUUUCACUUUCUGCUGAAUACAUUAGUGGAAGGAGAUCACACUUUAAUAUUUUGACUUCUCUUCAUUCCUUUUCUCCUAAGAAAUUCCAUGAAAAUGAGGAGGAGAGACAAUGGCUUGGUUUCUUUCCUUUUUUUUUUUUUUAAUCCAAACACUAGCAGGGGCUGCCAAAAGUUGUUUUCUGUUAGAUUACCUAGGAAAAUUUUUUUUUUUCUUUUUGAAAAUACAUUUAGGUACAGAAUACUUAAAAUGGAGUCAAUAAUACAUAAUAAAUAUGUCCAUGCAGUUUAUAUAAUAGCUUAGUGUUCACCAUGUGGCAGUUUCAUCUGGGAAGCCUGUGCUGUUAUGAAUGUUUUCUUGAAUGAUUAUUGGUAUUAGUCAAAUAUAUUGAUUCUUUUUUUUUACAGCAUGCCAUCCAGACCACUGUUUUCAAUCCAGCAUAGUACUCUACUAAACCUAAGUGUGGUUUGUUGCAAUGGAAUGUAGUUCUGCACAUAUUAGAGGAAAACAGUGAUGCACAAUCCUUGCAGAGUAAAUGCUGUAUUCUACACAAUGUGCUUUUUGUAUAAUAAUAUAAAAAUAAAAAAAAGUGCCAUUUCUGUCAUGGCACAUGCUGGAACCAGUUAUUUUACACUUAAAUGCUGAAUUUUGUGUAUAAUGAGUGAACUUUGGUAGUGAGCUCCUAACAGGUUGUUUUAAGGAUCUUUUUAUAUGAAGUUACUGCAUGCCUCUUUAUGUGUUAAAAGUUCACAGAGUCAGAGGUACAACCAGAGAACUCAAGUAUGGAAUAAAGAAAUGAAUACUUUUGUUCAGUCAAAUUCUCCUGCAAUGAAUAUGUAGCAGAAGUGAAGAGGCUGACUUAAAUAGACACGAUAAAUCAGUUUAAGGUUGAAUUGUACAUGAUACAUGUGUCUUAACUUUUUAAAUCUCAAGACAACAAAGUAUAUGCCUUUAGGAAUAGGCCAUGUUGCUUAACACAUAUAGAAUACUUAGGCUUUUCAUUAUAAAUGUCUGUAUUCCAUGUAUAUAGUUCUAAAAGUCAGUUUUCAUUGAGGUAAAUGAAAGAAGAAUGUAGUAAAUAUCUCCCUGAACAUUUAAUAAUUGUUUGUAAAAUGAUGUAUGAAAAAGGUAUCUUUUAUUCAAUGAAUUGGAAACAAUAUAAUGAAGGUAUAGUGAGAAAAUACUGUAGGAGAACCCUCUAAAUAUUAAGAUGAAUAGAUUUUAAUUUUAAUUUCCUUAAUAAGAGUCUUAAUUGGAUUUUCUGUUGCUGUGAAACAGUAAAAUGCUAUUUGAAACAUAUGCAGAGAAUAUUUUAGAUUUGUAUUUAAGAUAACUGUCUUCUCCUCUGUUUCUGCACCUGAUCUGCUGGGUUUUUUUACAGCAUCAUGACAUGGCUGCUGCUGAGGUGACCAGAAAAGCUUGAAAUUAAAUUCCAAUUUUUUUUCUUCAUGUUGUAAAAGAUUUUAAUAUAUUUUCAUCUUUAAAACUGUAGAAAUUGGUAAUAUCUUGAAUACUUAUAUGUGAAAGUAUUUAAAACUUUAAAACUGUAGAAAUUGGUAAUUUUUAAAACUGUAGAAAUUGGUAAUAUCUUGAAUACUUAUAUGUGAAAGGGUUGAGAAAGUUCUCUCUGACUGCUUUUGACAACAUUAGUAUUGUAGGACAGCACAGAAUUAUUCUAGUUACAAAAAAUCUUCUUUGAACAAAUAUUCUCAGAUUUCAUUUACUUAUUUUUAACUUUUUCUCCUUUAUUUUCUUCUUUUAUUUAGCAACUACCUCCCAUCCCCAUUUAGCACUGUCCCUAAAAUGUGUGCAGCCAGACUUCCCAACCCAUCAGUGGGAUCUCUGAGUGUGGAUCCCUGUUCCUGGAUGGAUCCUGAGAGAUCCCAGCCCUGUCCAGCUGUAGAGCUCUGCAUCUGUAUUUUGUAAUGCAGAAAUCCACCCCAUACCAGGCAGUCUCUCUUUUGUCAGCCUAAGGAUGUAUCAAGCUUGGUACCUCAGAAACCACGUGAAUGUUCUUUUGACCCACUUAAGAUCUCGAUGACUGUAAAUUUGUUGUAAUAUAUUCAAAGUGCCAAAGUUUAUGUACUAGGUUUAUGGUACAUUUGCUGUUGGAAGUUGGGGUUUACACUCAAUUGGAUUUUCAUUUUCUAAUUACACCAAGAUGUAUUUCAGUUACUCAGUAUUUCCAUAAAAGUUCUUAAACAUUUUGAAAUGCUUGGCUGAAGGCAGCAGUUUUCUCAUGUCGUUGAUGAGGAAAUGUUCUGCAAUUGUUUUGAAUUCCACACUCAUUUUCAGCUAACUGGUAUGAGACCAUCUCGAGUAUCCACAGUGCUUAAAUCAUCCACACCACUGAGGAUUAACAACUGCACUAACCAGAGAAUGUGCUCCAAUGACUUCUCACAUGCAAGCCAACUUAUAAUUAUUAAAAUGAAACUCUACUAUAUUUAGCACCUCUGAAAUCACUUCUUUUAGAAUGUAAAUGUAGAAUAUCAAACUGCAUAAUUGACUAAAAGCAGAUCAUUUGACAUAUUUGCAUACCGAGAACGAUAAGCAGAUUAAAGGUAGCGAAAAGAUCAAUUUUUGUGCAUUAGUGAAGAAAUUUAGUGAGGCUUUGAAUGUGCUAUCUAGUCUUUAUCUGAUCUCUAAGUGAAUAAAAGCACCUUUUGUUUCUAACAGUUUGACAAGAAAGAGGGGAGAACAACAAAUGCAGUUUAGGAAAAUGUAAAGUUACUGAGAGGCAGAAUGGGAUGUUAACAGCUAUGAAGAUUUUUUUAUAGUUCACAGGUAAAGAUACAGGCUGCUUUUGGAGCAAUUCUUGAAAGAUAACAUACACAUCAUUUUCUGCUUAGAAAAAAAAAUGUAGCUUUUUCCUGUAUUCUGAGAUUAUUUUUAAAAAGCAUCUUCACCCCACAUGUAUUUGUUGAAACAUACAGCUUUCAAAUGGAAACCUUUCAUACAGAGUAGUUCAUGUUGAAAACAAAGAAAGUUUUGUUUUUCCCAUAGGAUAAAAUUGUGGACUUUCUUUCAGAUCAUUUGAAACAUGAAAACUUGUGGUCACUCUUUCUUGCCCUUUAAAAUACAGGGAAGAAAAUUUUGAACAUCUCCAUAUUAUUUUGGUAUUUUCUCUCAUAGUUUAGCAUAAGAGUUCAUCUAUGCAUGCACUAUACUUUGAAAUUAUCCUUUGAAACAGCUCUUCUCAUAGCCAUGUAUUUUGCUUACUUAAAAGGACAAAUAUGAAGGCCAUACUUUAAUGUUAUAAGUCAGAAAUGUAAGCUUUCUGCCAUUCAAGAAGGAUGUUUAAUAUUUAUAUAUGUUACCUCUUGCUGCUGUAUUUUAUGUUUAGCUUGGUUUUCCACCUCCUAAUGAAUGUAGCAUUCUCCUUAGAUUAUAACUGCAUUUAUUGCUGUUGGCUUUGUGUCAGGAACUAUUUGUAAUUUUCCAGCUGUGGAAAUGUUGCCUUGUAUUUAGAAAGGUUUCAUGAUUUGGGGACCUGAUGAAAAUCAUGCUCAUUAGAUCCUAGCCUGCAUUUCUUUCUGUAUAGGAUACCCUUUCUUAGAUGCAUCUUAAAACAAACAGAACUGCUGUCUUAAUGUGUUUACUGCUGCACUGGGGGUUUAUUUACACUUCCAGCUUUAAAGAAAGAUUAUUGUCCUACAUCAAGUAUGUAAAGUGAGCUCAUGCUUUUCAUGUACCACUGCUGUUGUAGAUAUGAUAGAGGCAUUAGCUGGGCUUUUACAAUGGUGGCUUCAGAGCAUGUUGCCUCUCUUCCCCUUCUUUGAAGUACUUGCUGAAGGAUUAUAGCACUGCUGUGUUCAUGAUGCUAGAUUUAAGGGUCUGUCAGCACUUCCGGUAGGAAACCCUAUUUUCAGGGAUUUAUAACUUAAAAAUUUCGAUACAGUCACUGGAAGUAUUUAAUAUGCAAUAGGUAGCACUUUAAUCUGUUUAUGAAGGGGUUUGAGAUUUGUUUCUGUUGAAAAGGUCACAGUCUCCUAAAGCAUGGUGGGCAUUUGCUUUGUCUUUUAUAAUUUCUAUGCUGAAGAAGCCACUGUAUGUUACAAGUGGUUGAGCCAUUCCUAUUCAUCUUAGAAGCUUCCAGAUGUCUUGUAUUACAAUGUAUUAUAAAAAGCUGAAGAUCCAGGUUAUAUACAAAGUCUGUAAAAGAUAGGAACAUUACUUAUAACUUAAGGGUUUUAUUUUGUCUUGUGCAAUCAGUGGUAGUUUGCCCACAUUUAAUAAUGGUACAGAAUCAUAACUAUAUGCACUUGUGAGAACUAUAAACCUAGAAUGCAUGAAAAACUUUAUUUUUGUUCCAUUAUUGCAACUUCAGAUCAUUUAAUUUUAUUAAAAUGUUAUCUUAAUAUUUUAAUUUCUGUUCAUUAAAUAAGUAUUGCAUGUCUAACACUAAUAAAGCACCACAAUGCACUACCGCAGUAUUUAUUGAA
Parus major (Great Tit) is the source of this 6176-nucleotide messenger RNA. RefSeq names its product RAB11 family interacting protein 2 (gene RAB11FIP2). Gene Ontology annotation, molecular function: small GTPase binding. The record is from RefSeq and is a predicted model, not a curated record. Gene Ontology annotation, biological process: regulated exocytosis. Gene Ontology annotation, cellular component: endosome; phagocytic cup. The transcript has 5 exons. Lineage: Eukaryota; Metazoa; Chordata; Aves; Passeriformes; Paridae. Bases 187 to 1716 code for a protein of 509 amino acids.